UUUACUUAAAAACUGCCGAUCGGUUACUCAUUAAAAUCUCUUUUCUGUAACACUAAUAAAUAAUCCUAUACUUAACUUCAAACUUCAGAUUUUUCUGCUUUGAAAUUGUCAAGUCAUAUAUAAAGGAAGCUAGGAAUUAUAAUUAUUGUUUUACUUUACAAGGAAAGAUUUGAAUUGAGAAAUUAAUUUUUUUAUUACAUUUUACAGUAAAUAGUAACCCAAACUACCAAAAUAAUAAUGAUAAUUAAUUAUAUUGUUGUUAAAUAUAUGAACUAUUGUUAGAAUGGCAACUAAUAAGAUGAAAAUAAAACAAUAAUUACCAAAAUCAUAAUCGGACAGAAGUGCAUUCUAUCCAAAUUUCCGUUUUUUUUAAAGAAUCAAAGUGACAGAUUAAAAACAAGCGAAGAGAAAAAUGAAUAAUACAGGAUUAUUCGGAAGAGUCAAUUUGGGUUUUGAUGAAUAUGACGAAAAAACACCGGAAAAUCCUUUUACACGUUCUGUGAAAAGCAUUCGGAUUCGUCCUUUCUCACAAUCUCUUAUUACUUCCGAAACUCAAUUAUGCCAAGUGCCAUGCAUCAUUAAAGAAAACUGUUGUCACGGACGACGACGCUCUGGCUGUCACUGUGAUAUGAAAAAAUCUACUCAAUCUCUAUCCUCGUACAAGAAUAUUUGCCCGACAGCAGAGGAAACUACACGCAAUUUUCCGGAAACUGAUGGGAAUUUUAAAGACUAUUUACAUUCCACCCGUUACCGUCCACCAAGGGAAUCGAAACAAGCAUUUAAUUUACAAAAAGAAAAGCCGAUAUUAAAAUCGGAAUUAGCAAUUUCCCAAGACAUAAAUGAAAAUUUAUACUCGACAAAGUUUCGUCUCGAUAAUGACGUUAAAGACAAUGAAAAGAACAAAUUCGAUUUCUCGUACUCAGAAAACGAAGGAAGUUUUCAGAAUAGUUCAGAUAUUGUAGAGAAUUUUUACAAAUUAACCCCCGAAAAACACGUCACUUUUGAUGUUCCAUUUAAUUCGGAAAAAAUUAGAAAUAAAGAAGCGAGUACAACCAAUCCCAUUAUCAAAGAAGAAUCCGAUGAAUCAUCUCUACCGUCGACCAACAGAUUUAUUAAUGAUAGUUGCAAGAUUCAAGACGAAAUUUUUCAUCUCAUUCAAAAUUUAAAUGACAGAAUCAGAAGAUUAGAAGAAAAAGCAGCAAAAGACGCAAGAAGAAAUAAAUCACUGAGUAGAAAAAUGAAUCAAAUAGAUAAACAACUUUCUGUCGUUCGAAGUUAUUUCUCAACCUGGAAUUCGUCGAAAGCAACUUACACGCGGUUAAACUCCUGUUAUAAAAUACAAAAUAUUGACUUAAGGAACAGCCAGCCGUCUGGGAUGGACCUACCUUAUCACAUGUUAGAAAAUCAAGCACCAAAUGGAAAUCUAGAGUGCCAAAGUUCUCCCAACUAUUUGAAAUCUUUUAAGAACUUUGUCAAAGAUCAGUGUCAACGAUUUAAGACCGAAUCGGUAGAAAAUAUUUCUAAAAAACUUUUUAAGUUUCCCGAAGAACUGAGAACAAGAAACACCAAGGUUAAAGCUCCAAAAAUUGCACACGAAAAACAAUUUGAGUAUGCAAAGGAAAAUAAAACGUGUGCGACGAUAGAUAAAUCUAUCCAGACAAUUAAAGAAAGUACAUUGCCAAAUGAAAACGUCAUCGUAAUGAAAAUCGAUCUUCAAAAAGUAAAUGAUAUUAUAAAAGAAAUUAUUUGUUUACUGGCCGAACUUUGUCCGAUAUUAGAAAUGGAAAUUCAAGAUUUGACGAACAGGGUCUUAAAUUUGAACAAUAAAUGAAAGAUGAAGAUUUGUAUUCGACCGAAUUUUCUUUCUAAUACGAUCAAUCAAAAUUUCUAUUGUUAAUUACUUCUUAGAAGAUUGAAUAAACUUACACUAAAUUAAAUAAAUUAUAUUUUAUACUAAUAUACAGCCCACUAGUGGCCGAGUGGAUGAAACCACCGAACAAUGAUAGAAUGUUCUGGUUAUGUGGAUUUUUCUAGGUUCUAUUUGCGUUAAUAACCAAUUGGGGCCAAUUUCCCAUUCAAAGUCUUCCCGGGAGGCAUAUCCUCAGCAGAUCGUCCACGUAUUGAGCUGUUCUGUACAGUACAAGUAAACUAUGUUUACCUUUUUGCUUAGGGCCUCGAGUUUCAAAGAACUCAAAAAUUUCUACAAAAAAGAAAACUGAAGUCAAAUUUUGUAACAUAAAUUUUUAUUUAAAAUUUUUAAAAACGUGAAGGACCUGAGCUUAGGGCCUCGAAAUGCUUAAAUCCGGCUCUGUGUCCCAUACAAAAUUAUACAAGUACAGCUCAACUUGUAAACUACCCCUGCCAUAUUUAAACAAUUUAUUUUUAUUGAAUCAUUAGAUUUUUAAAUACAAAAUUGAUGAACAUCUGAUAAAUCCUGGGUGUAAUAUAAAUAAAGAAUUUUACACGAAAUUACUACAAUUUUUUAAAAUAUAAUCUAAUUCGAUGUAAUUUCUAAAUAAAUAAAUAAACAUGGAAAAUUUACUGCAUAAUUCAAGAUUAAAAAUAAUUUAAAAAUGAACAGUUUAAUAACAACUUAUAUUCUUUAAUAGCCACAGGAUAUGGGAAAGGAAAUUUAUUGUUCUGGGAAACAGUCAUUUGUUCUCUAUUUCUUAAACAUUAAUCACUCUCUCAAACCUCUCUCCUCCGAAGAUAGCCCAUUAACGGGGUCAAAAACAAUGUUCUUUAACUUCCCCACUGCAUUGAUCAAUUCGGCCAAGUAAUUACAGUGGCUAGUUCAUCGUUAUUAAACAAUUAACUUUACAUUAAAAUUGUUAUAAAACUAUAUUUAUAAACUUAAUUUUCUAUGUAUAAAUAAAAAAUGAAAAAGAAAUAUUUUUAAUGAGAAAUAAACUGUCUUUUGUUUCGGACAAGAAGAUGAUAUCUGAUGAAUGAGGACCAUUAUGAUUCCAUGACUGAUUUUCCCAAAAUAAUUCGACUGCCGCAUG
Molecule: messenger RNA, 3005 nt
Organism: Centruroides sculpturatus (bark scorpion)
Lineage: Eukaryota; Metazoa; Arthropoda; Arachnida; Scorpiones; Buthidae
Exons: 6
Coding region: 413-1831 (472 amino acids)
Source: RefSeq, a predicted model, not a curated record